UUCAUUUUCCCAUAGUCCAAAAUUUCCUCUUUUUUGAACUUUUGAUAAUCUAGGAAAAUAUGGCUAUGAUUUCAAGAUUAUUGAUGUUGUCAUUGUUUAUCAUGUUAAUCUCUUUGGCGCAGCGUAAAGGGAUGGUUAAGGGCUUUGACGAAGAUGCAAAAGCGCUUUGUAGUGUGAAUCUUGCUCAAUUUCUUCCUCCUCCUUAUGGUGGUCUCGAAAAUAUGAUCUGCCAACCUGUUUGGAAUUCGUACCUCCUACGCUACUCACAGACGAAAGACAAUGUUGUAACGAUUGUGUUAUCAACUGUAUACACAACUGGAUGGGUAGGUAUGGGAUUCUCGCGAGAUGGAAAGAUGAUUAAUUCGAGUUGUAUGGUUGGUUGGGUGAAUCCUGAAGGGCAGGGGAAAAUCAGGCAAUAUUAUGUUGAGGGCUUAACACCCUCGAAAAUUAAACCUGAGAAAGGCGAGUUGCCACUGACAAGCGUUCCACCUCUCGUCUAUCUACAAGGUGCUACGAUAUACUUAGCCUUCCAGCUGAAGUAUCCGAAUCGUCUCAAAAACCAACCAAUCUUGCUAGCAUUUGCUACUAAAUAUCCUCACCACCACCACCUUACUGUACAUGAUGAUAAAACAACUAUACUCUUCGACUUCUCUUCAGGUAAUUCAUUUGAUGUUUCAGCUGGAUCUAAUGAUUAUACUAGCUCAAGGAAGACUCAUGGGGUAUUGGGAAUACUGGGAUGGGGACUGUUCUGCCCCUUUGGAGCGAUUUUCGCGAGAUAUUUAAAGAACCAAAGAUCAUGGUAUUACUUCCACGUGUCCGCUCAAUUCAUAGGAUUCAUAUUAGGAUUCGCGGGAGUGGUUCUUGGACUUCAACUUCACAACAAGCUGCAGGUUCAUAUUCCAGCACAUGAAGGCAUUGGGAUUCUUGUUCUUGUGCUUAGCAUUCUUCAGGUGUUAGCAUUCUUUCUACGACCAGAUAGAGACAGCAAAUACCGCAAGUGUUGGAAUUUGUAUCAUGGUUGGGUGGGGAGGAUUGCCCUCUUCUUUGCAGCUAUAAACAUAGUACUGGGAAUGCAUUAUGCAGGCGCGGGGGAAGGCUGGAAAAUAGGUUAUGGAUUUCUUCUUGGUAUGAUAAUGCUGGUGUGUAUCGUUCUUGAGACGUUGUUGAGGCUGAAGAAGCUGGACGACCCAACUCAUCUUCCAACCUAUCCCAUGAAUUCAAUUUAGCUAUAAAUGCAGAAUACUGUUAUAGAGAACAGAAGACAUGUUUGAUGCUAGAUUUUGCCUGUCAAGUCAUUUUUGGAUCAAGUUUCUUCCACAACUAGAGUACACUUUGCCAAAAUUGUAUUUGAAUACCCCCUCCGCAAUCAAUUUAGGUUCGAGAUGUUCUUCCGAGGGGACUUUGCCAUGUUCUGUUCAAGGAUCAAACAAAUUCUCGAUCAGGACUACUGAUCAAGAAAGAAUUUUAACUUUCCAUUUUGUAUUUUACAUUCUUUAGUACCUUUAAAUGUAUUGACAAUUUUGUUUAAGAGUGAAGAUUGAUUAUUUGUGGAGAUUAAAGGCAAAGUUGUAUGAAAUGAACAGUGUGUAAUUUUCCCUGUUA
This is a messenger RNA of Solanum lycopersicum (tomato), 1602 nucleotides long. Its product is annotated as cytochrome b561 and DOMON domain-containing protein At3g61750-like. Lineage: Eukaryota; Viridiplantae; Streptophyta; Magnoliopsida; Solanales; Solanaceae. The record is from RefSeq and is a predicted model, not a curated record.